Molecule: messenger RNA, 940 nt
Organism: Wyeomyia smithii (pitcher-plant mosquito)
Lineage: Eukaryota; Metazoa; Arthropoda; Insecta; Diptera; Culicidae
Product: mitochondrial coenzyme A diphosphatase NUDT8
Exons: 2
Coding region: 109-801 (230 amino acids)
Molecular function (GO): coenzyme A diphosphatase activity
Source: RefSeq, a predicted model, not a curated record
UGUCUUAGCUCUCAACGCACAACUUGAACAGCUGAUUGCGUGUAAAUAUAAACAAAACUCAGCUGUUAUUCAAUACAAAACCGGUGCUAAAACAUUGUUUCCCCGAACAUGAUGAGCUUCUUCAAAUCAGCCACCCGGAGUUACUGCCAAUCAAAUGUGAACCUGCUGUUGUCGCCGACAUUACUCACAAGUAAAUCCGACCAACAACGGUUAAUCGAAAACCUGCGAGCGCUUCCGAAAAUACGGAUGAACUCGAAGCCACCCGAUAAGCAAGCGGCCGUAUUGAUACCGCUGUGCCUGGUGGACGGUCAGAUCAAUCUGUUGUACACCCUGCGGUCGACUAAGCUGAACCAACAUCGCGGUCAGGUGUCCUUUCCGGGCGGCAUCAAAGAGCCAGCGGACGCCAACUUCGAAGCAUGCGCUGUCCGCGAAACCGAGGAAGAAAUAGGCAUCCCACGGAGCACCAUCCAAGUGUGGGGUUGCGGCAACGUGCUGGUUCCGAACUUCGGACCGACUAUCACUCCGGUCGUAGGUGUAAUCAGCGCCUACAACCCCAGCAUCGUUCGGCCCAAUCCAGACGAAGUGCAUAAAGUUUUCACCGUACCGAUCGAGGUGUUCCUGCAUCCGGACAACCGGAGGCAUACACAGUUCCGCGCCGGCUAUACGAUACCACUUUUCCUUGGCGGUGAAGAAGCCGUCUGGGGAAUGACGGCAGUGUUGACGCAUCUCUUUCUAUCCGCUCUACUACCGAAGGAAGUCUACCCCAGAAAAGUUCCCUUCCUAAGGCAGUACAGUAGCUGAUGGGUACGGAAUUUUUAGGUUUAGUUUGUUAGGCUAGAUAAACCGAUGUUUCAGCGACACAUUUCAUGUCGAAAAAAAAACAUUUAUUUUUAUUACUGUUUUCCAAUUACAACAGCAUGUAUAAAACAAGUUGUAGUAA